AUGGCUCUGGUGCUUAGGAAGCAAGACGCGCUGUUUCACACUUUUGGCGUGGACAUGACAUUCAACCCUACACUGCCAACCCACGAAGCCAUUAUCGUCGCGUGGGUCAACGAUCAUCAUCACGACACUGUUUCCGUGGUCAUGUGUCCAGAUGGAACUAACUCUACUUGUCUAAAGACCAUGACGAUCGUUGGAGACAGACUAGGCGACGAUGAUGGCAAUGCCACGACGGUCUACUACCCUUUGCCUUGUGCUCAGUCUGGCAACAGCAGUCGAUCUGCGGAUGGCACGACUGUACGCCUGAGCAUCCGCACAACGCCAGAGACUUGUCAAUUGGGCUACUCUUCACCUCCAGACAGUGCCACCACAUGGAUUACUGCUUACACAGCUUCGUGGAUGGCUCCUCACUACGAGGGACGCAUCUCCUGGCAGGGUGCAAGGACGGGCAUGUAUGCGACAGGUAAUGGCGUGACCAUGCUGCAAGAUGCGGUCUUUAAGAACGUGGAAGUUGUCAGAGGGCCCUACCAGUCGGGCCAUUCAAUGCUAUAA
Molecule: messenger RNA, 549 nt
Organism: Aureobasidium uvarum
Lineage: Eukaryota; Fungi; Ascomycota; Dothideomycetes; Dothideales; Saccotheciaceae
Source: the annotation of a GenBank genome assembly